Messenger RNA from Neurospora hispaniola, 345 nucleotides. RefSeq lists its product as uncharacterized. Lineage: Eukaryota; Fungi; Ascomycota; Sordariomycetes; Sordariales; Sordariaceae. The record is from RefSeq and is a predicted model, not a curated record. The coding region runs from base 1 to 345 and encodes 114 amino acids. The transcript has 2 exons.
AUGUCUCUGCAGAACACUGACUGGGCCAAUCAGACAAGCUCCGCUCCAAUUCUGGAUGCCCGUGUUCUCGCCAGUAAAAUUCGUGAUAGCGAUGGCAAACCCGUAAUAGACCCCGACAACGCACGUCAUGGGGAAGUAGACCAAGGAACACUCCCGACGAUCAAGGACGUCAACCGUUAUUCUCCCAAGAAUGAAUCGAAAAAGCCAUCGUCUCCCAAACCCAAGGAAGGAUCCAAAUCUCCAUCUCAUUCGGAGGCCACCAAGAAGUCCAAGUGUGCAAGCAUAAAGGGGGUGUCGAUAGACGACCCCAGACCAACAUUCAAACGCUACAAGCUCGUUCUCUGA